AUGUUUUCAAGAUAUAUCAGAACUGUCCUACCGCUGGCCAGGCAGUUGACCAGAUUACCCGCCAGAAGACUUCCACUCUACACAACAAGGCUAUAUUCUACUGAGCCUGCUAAAAGCCUCAAGUCAUCUACAUUCUCACUACCGAAGGAUACACCUCCUGAACUUGAGGAUUUCAAGUUGACAAAACUUAUUUCAGGCACAAGUGGGUUGAGAAUAGCUAUCACUGAUCGUGCUAAGGAUAAGUUGGUCCAGAUUGCUAAGGAUGACAACAACCCAGAUUCGGCAUUAAGGAUUAAGGUGGAGAGUGGCGGAUGUCAUGGAUUCCAAUAUAACCUCGACUUGACUAAUCUUUCCGAAGAACUUGAGAAAGAGAGUGAUCUCUUGGUAUUUGAGAGAGAAGAUGCCAAAGCAGCCAAGGUAAUCUUUGAUGAAUCGUCAUUGGAGAUUUUACAAGAUUCAAGGAUAGACUUCACGACGGAACUUAUCGGCACUUCUUUCAAAGUGACAGACUCUCCGUACACUUCUACGUCCUGUGGAUGUGGAGCAUCGUUCGACUUUGAUUUCGACAAAUUGCAUGCUGCCAAGGGCUAA
This is a messenger RNA of Candidozyma duobushaemuli, 591 nucleotides long. RefSeq names its product Isa2p (gene ISA2). Gene Ontology annotation, cellular component: mitochondrion. Gene Ontology annotation, biological process: iron-sulfur cluster assembly. Lineage: Eukaryota; Fungi; Ascomycota; Pichiomycetes; Serinales; Metschnikowiaceae. Gene Ontology annotation, molecular function: 2 iron, 2 sulfur cluster binding; iron ion binding; 4 iron, 4 sulfur cluster binding. The transcript has a single exon. The record is from RefSeq and is a predicted model, not a curated record. Bases 1 to 591 code for a protein of 196 amino acids.